Messenger RNA from Gymnodraco acuticeps, 1807 nucleotides. RefSeq names its product nipsnap homolog 1 (C. elegans) (gene nipsnap1). The coding region runs from base 433 to 1260 and encodes 275 amino acids. Gene Ontology annotation, cellular component: mitochondrion. The transcript is spliced from 10 exons. NCBI's taxonomy places the organism in Eukaryota, Metazoa, Chordata, Actinopteri, Perciformes, Bathydraconidae. The record is from RefSeq and is a predicted model, not a curated record.
UUUACAUAACUACUCUGUAGCUAUGUUCUUAUGACAAAUAAAGAACCUUGAACCUUGAUGACUUAACUUAAUGCUUGUAAUAUAUAAAUGCUCCAAAUACCAAAUCAUUAAAUUGCCAAGCCUAUAGAAUGGCAUGAAUAAAAAGGCCUACAAUUAAAUUAAGCAUGCAUGUCCUGCAUACAAUUAAAGCAUCACAUUCAUGUUUUAAGUAAAUUAUUUCAUUAGCAAACUGUUUUAAAUAAAGACAAACUCAUCUACCCCUGCGUAACUGCGUCACAGAGUCUCGCGUGUUUUUAAAUCCCCGGCGGGCUAACCCCUUUAGCAGCUGAAGGGUUAGCUCGGCGUCACAAGACAGAGGGCAGCGCCAGGAGCUAAACAUUAACCACACUGCUGCUUUUACUUGUCCAAAUAAGUUUUUCGUUGACAGAGAACAUGGCGACGACUGUGUGGUCCAAAGGACAGAUGUUGUUCGGGUAUUCCUCGAGGCUGCACCGAGCAACCAGGAGGUUUUCGGAGAGCGGAGACAAAGGCUGGUUCCGUUCCGUAUUUGCGCACAAACUGGAUGCCAGGAAAGAUGCCCACUCCAACUUGUUGUCAAAGAAAGAGACCAGCAACCUGUAUAAAAUUCAAUUUCACAACGUCAAACCAGAGUGCAUGGAAGCAUACAACAGUCUAGAGGCUGAGGUGCAAACCAGGCUCCAUCAGAACCAGGAUUACCCAUGUGAGGUGGUCGGAAGCUGGAAUACCUGGUAUGGAGAACAGGACCAAGCAGUGCAUCUAUGGCGAUACAGAGGAGGAUACCCGGCCUUGACUGAAUGCCUGAAGAAGCUGAACAAUGACAAGGCGUAUUUCGAGUUUCGCAAAGAGAGGGCAAAAAUGUUGAUUUCAAGGCGAAAUCAGCUCCUCCUGGAGUUCAGUUUCUGGAAUGAACCCGUGCCCAGACCCGGACCAAACAUCUAUGAAAUGCGAACAUAUUUUCUCAAGCCAGGAACCAUGAUUGAAUGGGGAAACCACUGGGCGAGGGCAAUCAUGCACAGACAGGAAAACAACGAAGCAAUCGGCGGCUUCUUCUCACAGAUCGGGGACCUAUAUGUCGUUCAUCAUUUGUGGGCGUAUGAAAGCCUCCAGUCCCGAGAGGACACCAGGAGCUCUGCCUGGCUAAAGGACGGAUGGGAUGCAAAUGUGUAUUAUACCGUGCCAUUGAUCAGAAGCAUGGAGUCUAGGAUAAUGAUCCCCACCAAAAGUUCACCCUUACAAUAAGAAGAUGGUGGAACCUGGGAGCAUGAACUAAAUCUCAUUCACCUACUGCCAGAGCAAAAUGCAAUAAUAAUAAUAAUACAUUUUAUUUAUCAGGUGCUCAAUUUGUCAGAUUGUUUUCAUCUGCUGGAUGAUCUGUAUUAAGUUCAAGUAUGUAAACUGAUUCAAUAAUUGCACAGCAGCCAGCCAGUUAUGCAAAGUAAUGGUGAAGAGUAGACUUUGAGGAUCCUGAAAUGCCCCCAGUUCAAGAAGUUUAGGUAAAAUAUGUAAAACACGACAAUACUGGCCCCAUUAUAAUACCACAUGGUAUUUCUUCCACUACUUGCAUGUAUGUUACGCUAUAGAUUGUGAAUUACAUUUCAAGUGAGGUGUGUAUCCUGCUUUUUGUUUUUAGGAUGAAUAAUGGUAAUGGGCCGUGUAUUUGUAUUUCACAAUAGUCUCCACCCAGGCUUUUAUGAUUGCACUUUUAUGACUGGAAAUGAAUCCUAGUGAAUGAGAUCACAAUGAGCUUCACAGCUGUUUGAUUGAAAAUAAAACUUGUCGAACCUCA